This is a messenger RNA of Salmo salar (Atlantic salmon), 4071 nucleotides long. Its product is annotated as segment polarity protein dishevelled homolog DVL-1. Gene Ontology annotation, molecular function: frizzled binding. Gene Ontology annotation, biological process: intracellular signal transduction; canonical Wnt signaling pathway. The record is from RefSeq and is a predicted model, not a curated record. NCBI's taxonomy places the organism in Eukaryota, Metazoa, Chordata, Actinopteri, Salmoniformes, Salmonidae. Gene Ontology annotation, cellular component: cytosol.
CCUUCCUGUUUUAGUACCGAGAGAGCCACCGUACCGAGACACAUUGGAGCUGGAAUACAGUCACUUAGGACUCGAUUAUGUUUAGAUUUAUGUUUAUUUUAUCAAAGACAAGGUUAUUUAUUUUCCAGCGUGAGGUCUACAGUUAUAUUUAUUAAUGAUGUCACGUCAGUGUUUCGUCUUAUUAGAUAGCUAGAUAGCCACAUAUUUAUUAUUGCGCUGCCAACCGUUGUUCCUUUCCUGUGUCAAUGAUUCUCCUACCCUCACUCUUAUGGCGGAGACUAAAAUAAUAUAUCACAUUGACGAGGAGGAGACUCCUUAUCUAGUGAAAUUAUCCGUUUCUCCCGAGAAAGUCACUUUAGCGGAUUUUAAAAAUGUCCUCAACAAUCGUCCGGUCAAUAGCUACAAAUUCUUCUUCAAAUCCAUGGACCAGGAUUUUGGGGUUGUCAAAGAGGAGAUUUCCGACGACAACGCCAAGUUGCCCUGCUUCAACGGGAGAGUGGUGUCCUGGCUGGUCCUGGCAGAGAGCUCUCACUCUGAUGGGGGGUCCCAGUGUACAGAGAGCCACCCAGAACUGCCACCCCCCCUGGAGAGGACAGGGGGCAUCGGUGAUUCCCGCCCACCCUCCUUCCAUGCCAACGCGGUGAGCAGUCGGGACGGCCUGGACACAGAGACGGGCACAGAGUCCCUCCUGAGCCACCGUAGGGAGAGAGAGAGAGAACGUGCCCGGAGGAGAGCACGAGAGACUGAAAUCCCUCGAAUCAACGGCCACUCUAAGUCGGAGCGCACAGCAAGGGACUCCGCCAUGGGCUACGACAGCGCCUCAGUAAUGAGCAGUGAGCUAGAGUCCAGCUCCUUCGUCGACAGUGAGGAAGAUGAGGACGCUAGCAGGGGGGCUGCCCUGCGGCUGACCCUGUGCUGCUCCCAACCUGCAGUACUUAGCAGCUCCACGGAGCAGAGCUCGUCCUCUCAGCUGAUGCGCAGACACAAACGCCGCAGACGGAGGCACAAAGUGGCCAAAAUAGACAGGUCUUCGUCUUUCAGCAGCAUCACCGAUUCCACAAUGAGUCUCAACAUCAUCACUGUCACACUCAACAUGGAGAAGUAUAACUUCCUGGGUAUCAGUAUCGUGGGGCAGAGUAACGACCGGGGCGACGGGGGGAUCUACAUCGGCUCCAUCAUGAAGGGAGGAGCUGUGGCUGCAGAUGGCAGGAUAGAACCUGGGGACAUGCUCCUACAGGUGAACGAUGUGAACUUUGAGAACAUGAGCAACGAUGACGCUGUGAGGAUCCUGAGAGAGAUUGUCUCCAAAACAGGUCCUAUUAGUCUUACUGUGGCCAAGUGUUGGGACCCGUCUCCGCGAAGCUACUUCACUAUCCCCCGGGGUAAGACACUCACCGAUGUUCCACCAACAACAGCUGAACCAGUGAGGCCCAUCGACCCUGCUGCCUGGAUCUCCCACACCACCGCCUUGACCGGACCGUACCCACACUACGAAUUUGAUGACUUGCCGCUAUCUGCGAGUAAGACGGACAUAUCAACCAUCGUCAAGGUGAUGCAGCUGCCUGACUCUGGUCUGGAGAUCCGGGACAGGAUGUGGUUGAAGAUCACCAUUGGCAACGCUGUCAUCGGUGCUGACGUGGUGGACUGGCUCUACUCCAGGGUGGAGGGUUUCAAGGACAGGAGAGAUGCCAGGAAGUAUGCCAGCAGUCUGCUGAAACAUGGCUAUCUGAGACACACCGUCAACAAGAUCACCUUCUCAGAGCAGUGCUACUACACCUUCGGAGACCUCUGCCAAAACAUGGCGUCUCUCAACCUGAACGAGGGUUCCAGUGGUGGGGGCUCUGAGCAGGACACCCUGGCCCCCCUCCCUCCCCCUGCCACCAACCCGUGGCCCCUGGGGGGUCAGCCAUUCCCCUACCCCCCCUUCCCCUCCGCCCCUGCAGGCUUCCCUCCGGGCUACUCAGACCCCUGCCACAGUUUCCACAGUGGGAGUGCUGGCAGCCACAACAGUGAGGGAAGCAGAAGCAGUGGAUCCAACCCCAGUGUGGGUACUGGGACAGGGAAGGGCCCUAGCCGACGCUCCUCCCCACAAGAGAAGGGUCACAGAUCCACAUGCAGUGAAUCCGAGCCACCGGGCAUCCUAGGGGCGAGGCGCCCUGGCGAUAGGUCCGCCAGCCAGUUGAGUCAUCACAGCAGCCAUGCCCACUCCAGCAACAGCCACGCCCGCUCGGGUUUCAGCCAUGCCCAGUCUCACAGGAGCCACUGUCACUCACAGAACAGCCAUGCCCACAGCCACGCCUCCUUCACCUACAAAUACGCCCCUUUCACCCAGCCUGGGCUUGGCUCAUGUGGCCACAGUGAGCGAAGCCACGCCUCCUCCUACGGCCCCCCCGGCCUGCCCCCCCCAUACUGCCUGGCCCGGCUGGCCCCUAAGACCUCCGUCAGCAGCAGCACCCCUCCCGGGGCCCCCCCGGUACGGGAGCUAGGAGCUGUCCCCCCUGAGCUCACGGCCAGCCGCCAGUCCUUUCAGCACGCUAUGGGCAAUCCCUGUGAGUUCUUUGUUGACAUCAUGUGACAGACAGGACAGUGCCUUUUAAAAACUCGCUGAGCACAAACAACUCCCCUGUCCAACUGCCUGAUGCCUGUCUGUCCCAACUCUCCUUUUCUUCUUUACCUCUCUGCUACUGACUAUCCCUGAGUUGAGAAUGUAAACGCUGGUCCUCUCCCUCCCUCUGAUGUCAGAGCAGGGGAAGACAGCAGACUAGAGCACAACAGAACAGAUGAGAGUCCUGCUAUCACACAAACAUACAGAGCCUCAGUGUCUGAUCUGAACCCCUGCCAGCUCCUUUGUAUUGACGUGACGUGUACAGUUUGUAAAAUCGAUGUGAGUGGUGUUCAAUAUGGUGAUCCUUGUGAGCUGCCACACAGACAGUCCAGUCCUGAGAGCGUGAACUUACUCUAUGUGGAGUACGACUACCUGCUGUUUGUAGAACCAGACAUCCAGGCCAACUGACUGGGUCUGGAUCUCAAUCCCCCAGACCCACCCAGAGCUCUGGAAGAGGAAAGCCCCCCGGAGGCUCUGGAUUCUCAGCCAGCCUCCUAGCAUGUCACCCUUUACACAAACUUCCACUGUUUAGCCCAUAAUACCAAAACUCAUGCUCUAAUUGACUGACCUGCUAUCUUAUCCUGUAUGCAGCUGGUCCCCCUACAUAAUAUUUCAUGGUCUCCCUGCAUACCGGAUAAGAUAGCAUAUCAGUAAUCUAACUAGUCAAAGCUAGCCUCAGCCCAUUUGACAGCCCUUAUAUUUGUCCAACUUCAGAAGGGAGACACUGUAGCCAGUUGUUAGUUUCAAUUUUGGGGUAGUGCCUCUUGCCAAUGGUCUAAAGGGAGAAUCCAUACACUGGAGAAUUUUAGUGCUAUUAAUGUGAUCAUGAUGUUGCGGUCAGUGUCAUACCUCUCUCUAUGAUCACAUAGACAAUCACACAUUGGUUCCCUUUCUGUGACUCAGUGGCCAGGUUAUGGCUACUGUCCUAGCUGUGCUUUGUCCAAUGUCUCAUUAAUAAUGCAGUCAGUUGACCCGUGACCUCCACGACAGACAUCUGUUUGAGGUCUACUACCUGAAACAGAACUAAGCUGAUCAUCAUCAGUUAAAGACAACAUGGUCGCUUAAAGUGGAUGGAUGUCCCCCUCCAGUCAUCAGUGUUGACUGAAACAGAGAUAACCAAAGCUUCACACAGUGAGGUGUGUAGUUCUGUACAGUGUAGGUAUUGUUCUGUGAUAUCACCAGAUGAUUUCUGAUGAAAAAUUAUUCUUGUGAAACAAAUGAAUAAAGCUGUGUUUGAGUCUACCGACAACACAGAAAUGGUGUGGUGCAUAAGACCUUUCUAUCACGGCACUCUCCUAAUUAUUUGAGCACUUUUUAAUUGUCUCGCUCUCUCUCUGACCCUUUAGUAUGAAACACUGUUUGCAAUCAAAGCUUCGUCCGUCGUUUUGUUUCUUUAAAAAAAGAGGAAUAAAUUGUACAUAGAAAUGUAUUAUAUAUAAGAAUAAAAAAGUAUAUAUGUACAAAGA